Messenger RNA from Belonocnema kinseyi, 1281 nucleotides. Its product is annotated as activating signal cointegrator 1 complex subunit 1-like. Gene Ontology annotation, molecular function: RNA binding. The record is from RefSeq and is a predicted model, not a curated record. NCBI's taxonomy places the organism in Eukaryota, Metazoa, Arthropoda, Insecta, Hymenoptera, Cynipidae. Bases 129 to 1181 code for a protein of 350 amino acids. Gene Ontology annotation, biological process: regulation of DNA-templated transcription; DNA alkylation repair. The transcript is spliced from 7 exons. Gene Ontology annotation, cellular component: nucleus.
AGUACGAUGUAAUGACAGCAAUAAGAAGUGACAGUUGUGGAUUGUCGCUUUAUUUUCUUCGAUGUUUACAUUUUAAGCAUCAAAUGUAGCAACCAAGAAGAGUUUCAAAAAAUAUAACUCCUCUCAAAAUGGAUGUACUAAAACCGGAAAUUGUUCUGGUAGAUGGGAGAUGCUACAGAUUUUUUGAUAGUACUUCCUGGUCUCAAAAUCGAGAGCUAGGUAGUUACGAAGAAGAAUCAUUUCAGGCAACUUAUGAUUCAGAUCAAGAGGUUUGCGAUGGUAACAUCGAAAUUUUCGCCCACUCUGGUGGCAGAUACAAACAUUCGUUUCACGUACCUAGGGCGAUUUACCCAUUUAUAAUCGGACAAAGAGGUGCCACGAAGAAAAGAUUUGAAACUGAAACGAAAACUACGAUACAGGUUCCUAAACAAGGAGAAGAUGGAGACAUUAUAAUUAUUGGUGCUGAUCGCAGAAAAAUUCUGUCCGCUAGAAACAGAAUUGACUUACUGGUCGAAACAUCCAGAAAAAAAAUGCCGUUCACCCACUUCCUUUCAAUACCAAUGAAUAAGGAUAAUAUAAUUAGAGGUUUCAAUCAAUUUAAAUCCGAGGUUUUGAAUAAAACUGCGAAAGGAGCAAGGGGUGUAAAUGAGUCGAUUUUUCAAACAGAUAAAAAAUUGCAUCUUACUCUCGAUGUUUUGAAAUUAUUGGACAACGAAGAACGAAAAUUGGCGGCAAAAAAAUUGCUCGCUUGUAGAGAAGAUAUUAUCAAGCCUUUUUUAAAGGAGAAUGGACCUAUAAAUAUCGAAGUAAGAGGAAUCGAGUGUAUGAAUGACGAUCCUGCUGAAGUAAAUGUUCUUUACGCAAUAAUUGUUGAUAAAGAUGGAUACCUUCAGGAUUUAUCUGAAAGAAUUGUGGACUAUUUUGUUGAAGAGGGAUUGAUUCAAAGACAGUACAAUAGAGUGAAGCUACAUAUGACAAUAAUGAAUAUAAGAUUCUCGAAAAAGGAUGAUGAUGAAUCUGCCAAUGAAAGAAUGCGUGAAACUUUCGAUGCGUCGAAUAUUUUGAAAGUUCACAAGAACACAUUCUUCGGAAAAACGACAUUAUCGACUCUACAUUUAUCUCAGAGGCAUACCAAAAAUGACUCUGGCUAUUACAAAGAGACUGAAAAAAUUGAAUUUUAAGUCUAAUCAUUUUCUGACCGGGAAUUAUACAAAUUAAAAAAAUCUAUUAUUCAAUUUAGAAUACAUAAUUCGAAAAUCUUUUACUUUAAAAAUUCUUCAU